Messenger RNA from Dunckerocampus dactyliophorus (ringed pipefish), 5829 nucleotides. It is a transcript of the gene ppl, whose product is annotated as periplakin. The transcript has 22 exons. Gene Ontology annotation, molecular function: cadherin binding; structural molecule activity. Bases 167 to 5437 code for a protein of 1756 amino acids. Gene Ontology annotation, biological process: wound healing; intermediate filament cytoskeleton organization. The record is from RefSeq and is a predicted model, not a curated record. NCBI's taxonomy places the organism in Eukaryota, Metazoa, Chordata, Actinopteri, Syngnathiformes, Syngnathidae. Gene Ontology annotation, cellular component: membrane; cytoplasm; cytoskeleton.
AAAAAAGUGACUUUUCCAGGCAAUGGGCGCAGUGUAGCGCGUGUGUGAGGGAAGCUUCGACACAGUCAAGUGUGUGUGGACGCAGAGGACACACACACACACACGCACGGGGAGCGGGACCUGCAUCUGCAUCGAUCUAUACAUAGGACACCGGCCGCCUGUCACCAUGAUCAAGAGGAAAAGCAAAGGAAGCUCCGUCGUGACACCAACCAAAUCAACCGUUACCUCCACAGAGCUGACCGCUCUGAUCGAGAAGCUGCAGAAGAAUGCUGAUAAAGUGGAGAAGAACAUCUACGAUGUGGAGCAGAACCUCAACAAGGAUGUGAGUAAGAUCAACGAGGGCAAGCAGCCGCUAUAUCAGGACGACACCAACAAACGACUCGUCAACUCUUUGGACCUGCUGGCCGGCCUGGAUGAUGAUGCCCUCAACGCCAAACGCCUCCAGCAUCCUCAGGCUCAGAUGAUCGGCCAGGACAUGAAGCAGCUGCGUGAGAGAGUGAUGAAGCUGAGGGAGGACCAUGAGCGCAUCUACCAACUCAGCCGCACUGAGGGGGUGCCCACCAUCAACUGGGGCAACAUGAUGGAUGAGAAGCUGGACAACCUGAACAACAAGGGCUUUGGCCAGGAUCUCCCGUCUGUGGAGAAUGAAGUGGAGGACCACAACAUCUUCCACAGUGAGGUGGAGGCGUUGGCGCCUCACAUUUCUGCCGGUGGUGACAAGGAUUAUGUCAGCGGCCUCCAGAUGAAGUACAACAAACUUCUGGCCCUUUCUAGCGAUCGUCAGCGCCACCUGCUGAGCCUGCGUGAUUACAUGCAGCGCUGCACCAAUGAGUUGUACUGGAUGGACCAGCAGGCUGAGGAGAGAAUCAACUACGACUGGAGCGAUGCCAACUUGGACUACCCUGCCCGCCAGAGGCAGUAUGAGAACUUCAUCGGUAAAUGUCUGGAGUCCAAGGAGGCCACCAUCACCAAACUCAAUGAAGAUGGAGAAAAGCUGAUUGCUGCAAAGCAUCCAGGGUCAAACGUUAUUGAGGCUCACACGGAUGCGGUGCAUGCUGACUGGAAGGAGUACCUGAAUCUGCUCAUCUGUGAGGAAAACCACCUGAAGCACAUGGACGAAUACCACAAGUUCCACAAGGAGGCGCGUGACACCCAAGACCUGCUGAAGCGUCUGGACACGGAUGUCAAACAGAAGUAUAACCCCGAGUUCAAAGAUGUGUACCAGAUGGAGGGUCUGAUCAGAGAGCUGGAUGACCAGUCCAAGGCCAUGGAGCACUUUGACGAGAGGGUCAAGGCUCUUCAGAAGCGAGGCCUGCAGGUGUUACCUCUGAAGUACCGACGAGAGCCUCCCCAGAAGCUUCUGCCCAUUGAGGCGCUGUGCGAUUUUGACACUGAUGAGGGGCAAAUUACACGGGGGAGCAGAUACACUCUGCUUCGCAACAACGGAGCCAAGUGGGACGUGAAGGACGCAUCUGGACACAAGCUCUCCGCUCCGGCCAUCUGCUUCAUUAUCCCCCCCACAGACACGGAGGCGGUGGCCGUCUCUGACAAUCUGGCCGCACAGCAGAGUUCCAUCAAGCAGAAGAUGGGGGACAGCAAAGGAGCUCUGCUCAAGCGUUUUGAUGAGCUGAAGAAGGCCAGCGGUGGUGCAGACAAGCAGGAGCAGCAGUGCCGCCAGAUGAUGGCAGGUCUUGACAAGGUUGCGGGUGACCUGGACAAGCAGGAGAAGGCCAUUCAAGCUCGACUGCGCCCCCCGCUGGAGCUGAAGAAGCCACUGCAGGACAGUGCAGACCGCCUGCAGGAUCUGAAGGACAUCGCCAAUGCCGUCCAUAGAAUUGAACCAGAAAAGAACUCCAAAGUGCAGGAAGCCAAGAACUUUUUGGUGUCGAACCCGACGUGCGCCAGCGCUCCACACCUCCACAGCAAGGCCGACGAGGUCAACAGGAAGUACAACAACUUGGAGCAGCUUCUGCAGUGCAGUCAGGAAAAGCUGAAGAAUUCCAACCAGCUUGAGGCUUCGCUUCAGAAUGGAAAAACUUUGCUGUCCGGCUACGAGAACAGGCUGGCCAGGGAGGACAUCGCUCCUUCAGACUUGUCCUCUUUGGAAAAAACUCAGCGCGAGCUUGGGGACAUCGCAUCAAAUCUGAGGUCCAAGAGGUCGGUGGUUAAUGAGACUGAGCAGAACCUCCGCUCGGCCAAAAGCAGCUGCGACCAAAUGGCCAUGAAGUUCCAGGAGCACUGCCCGGACAUCGAGAGGCAGGAAGCCGAUGUCCACAAGCUCAACAAGCGUUUCAACAUCCUCAAUAAUCAGAUCGACACCAGGUCCCAAAGUUUGCAGAGGGCAAAGAUGUCGUACAAUAAUUACCGCAAUGAUUAUAACAACUUGAACAACUGGCUUGCUCGUGUCCCAAACUACGAGCCGUCUGAAACUGACGACAUCAGACAGCUGGAGACCAAACUGAAGAAUCAGAGGAACCUGCUGUCUGAUAUCGCAAGAAAGGAAUCGGACAUGAACAAUGUCUCCAAAAAUGGUCGACUUUACCAGCAAGCUAUCAAAGACUAUGAGAGUGAAACAGAGAAGUUUCGAUCCAUACUAGACCUUGAUGACGGCCUGGUACUUCAGACGUACAAGCGGAGCAGACUGGAAUCUCCUGCGUUGGCCGUCAAAGCAGAGGAAGCUGCCAUUGAGGCCAAGUUCACGGAGGUCAACGCUGUCAACAAGCAAAGGCUGCAAAACCUUGAGUUCACGCACAGCCUUCUCAACCAGCAACCAGAUAUCCCUUUGAUUCAGGCUUCAAACGUCCAGUCAGUCAAUUCUGCUGCCCCAGGUGGGGAGCUUUGGAGGAUCAAGAAGCAGUUGCAAGACGAGGUUCAGAGGAGAGAGCAGUUAGAGAAGGAAAUUGAGACCAUCCAGACGGACAUCUACGUCCUGGAAGGACAGAAACCUCAAGACACCGUCGUCAAGAAGGAGCUCAUCAAAAAAGUUCCUGACCCUCAGCUGGAUGAGGAAGUCUACAAGGUCCAACAGAAGCUUUCAGAGGAACGUCGCACCACCCACGUCCUGGAGAACGACCUUGAAGUUCUCAAACUGAAGCUGCGUGGCCUUGAGACGGAGGCAAAGGAAGGGGCGCAGCAGUACAUGGUCAAGGAGGUUCUCCGCAUCGAAAGAGACCGCGGUCAGGAGGAGGAGGUGCGCAAGCUUCGAGAGGAAUUGGACGAGCUGAGAAGGCAAAAGUUGAUUAAAGAUAACGAGCUUAUUCAGAUACAAAAGCAGGUGACAAUCCUGGCAGAGGAGAAGAAUAAAGAGCAGGAAGUCAUCACCGAAGAGGAGGUCAUAAAAGUCCAAAACGAUCCCCAGCUGGAAACCGAGUACAGACUGCUCUUUGACAGGAAGCAAAAAGAAAUCGACGGCAGGAAGCAGCUGGAGGAUGAACUGCAGUUCCUUCAGGAGAAACUGCGUAGGCUGGAAAAGGAGAAAUCAAUGGCUGAGGAGAAGGUUUCCAUCAAGGAGGUGCUAAAAGUGGAGAAAGAUGUUGCCCUGGAAAGGGAGGUGGAAAACCUUCGGAGGCAAUACGAAGAUGAAAAGGCCAAACGAAGAUCAUCACAGCGAGAAAAAACUGAUCUCCAACGGAAAAUAACCAGUCUAGAAGAGGAGAAGUCCAAGGUUAUCAUCCAAGAGAAGAUGCGUGAAAUCGUGCGCCCCGACCCCAAGGCCGAGAACGAGGUGGCCAAUCUCCGUCUUGAACUCGUUGAGCAGCAGAGGCGCUACAAAGAUGCAGAGCUGCAGCUGAGGUCGCUGCAGGACGAGCUGACCAUGCUCAGGAACAGAGGACCACAAGUGGAGAUCAAGGAGAUCAUCAAAGAGGUGAUCAAAUACAAGACAGAUCCACAGACAGAACGGGAACUGGAAAGACUUCGCAAUGAAAUAGUUGACAAGACCCACCAGACUGAGAAAUCUGAGAUGGAGAUCCGCCAACUUAAUGAUGAAAUUCAAAGAUGGAAAGACAUGAAACCUCAAGUGCAGACCAAAGAGGUGGUCAACGAAGUGCUCCAGUACCGAGAGGAUCCGAAAACCAAGGAGGAGAUUGAGAUCCUUAAAAGAAAACUGGCUGACGAACAGUCCAAACGUCUGGAGCUUGAGAGAGAAAAGUCGUCCCAAGAGGAAAAGAUCAGACUGAGGAAGCUCGAUCUGUCCCAGGUCCGUGAGAAGAUUGUUCAGCAGGAAGUUGUGAAGAUGGAAGAGGAUGCUCUGCUCAGAUCAGAAUGUGACACCUUCGUACACAACAUCAGCAAUGAGCAGAGGCAAAAGGACGCUUUGAAAGCAGAGCUUUAUCAGCUGCAGAGAAUGAAGGCUGACUUGGACCAGCAGCUGGAGGAACUGGAGCGUGAACGCAGAGCGAGGCGCGAGGCUGAACUGGAGAUACAGAGACUUCGGGUCAAACUUAGUGAACUGGAGAUGCGCGACAAAGAGAACCGUGAGAAGGUGACUGUCAAACAAAAGGUGGUUCUGCAGCAGGAUCCCCAACAGGAGAAGGAACACUCCAUCCUCAGACUGCAGCUGGAUGAAGAACGACAUAAGCGCAUCCUGUUGGAGAAAGAACUGAACGCGUUGAUCCAGCAGCACAUCACCCUGGAGAAGAUGGAUGUCAAGGAAAGAGUUGUUCGCACUGAGAAGGUCCAAGUUGAGAAGGAUCCAGAGGCAGAGCUUGAGAUUGAAAACCUGAAGAAGACUCUGGAAGAGGAGAAAAGGAGAAAGAGGGACCUUGACCAAGAGUUGGUCACCAUCACUUCCAGGCUUUCUGAGAUGGAGUUUUCCAACACCAAGUCGACCAAGGAGCUGGACUACAUCCGAGAUGAAAGCAGUCGCUUGCAGCAAGAAAACCAAAGGCUGCAGAAUGAAAUCCGCAAGCUUCGCUCUGAGAUUGAGAUCACCAGCAAGGAGACUCAGCUCAUCACCGAGUCCGCACCCAGAGAGGACGGAAACCUGGAGUUGAGGCUUGACUCGCUACAGAGAGAACUUUCUGAGCUCAGAGUCAUAACCACCAAAAAGGAUGAAGAGAUAGCUACGCUACAGAAGAAUCUGGCGGCUGUGCGAAUGAAGAGGGAACAGCGAGAGAGCCAUCUGCGUAGGUCCAUCGUUGUUAUCGACCCGGACACCGGCAAGGAGAUGCGACCGGAGGAGGCUUACAAGCUGGGGCUGAUCGACUGGAAGAUGUUUGUCAACCUGCAGAGCCAGGAGUGCGACUGGGAGGAGAUCACGGUCAAGGGCCCCAAGGGAGAAUCAUCCGUCCUCCAUGACAGGAAAUCAGGGAAAAAGUUCUCCAUCGACGACGCUUUGAGUCUUGGCCACAUCACAAAUCAUCAGCUUCAGCAGUACAUGAACAAGCAGCUCACCAUCCAGGAGUUUGGUGCUUUGGUGUCGGGCAAGAACAAGUAAACACAUCAUGUUAGCCUUUAUUCCACGCAUAUCCUUUGUAUUCUAAAAUGCGCUUGCUAUGCUUUUGUUUUGUGGUAAACAGGCAUUCUUGUACUUCCUUGAUUGUGAAGGCGCCAUGUAUUUAUUUGCUUAUCAAUCCAAGCUACUGAAACCAACACGCAAUGAUGACUGUCGUGGCAACCAAAUUAAUUUACCAUCUAAUUGGUGUUGGUAGACCGUCCCGUUGCUGAGCUUUCAUGUGCUACACUGGGUACGAGGGGGGGAAAACGGGUGUUUUUCUUGAUUUUUGCCAAUUGAGUGCAUUGCAACACCAGAAUGUUUCCAUUAUUUGUGGGAUUUUCCAGGUAUCAAAUGUAUGCUCUAUAAGUCCAAUAAAAGACUAAUUUAACUGA